GGAGCGGCAGCGUCCGGACCUAACCGAAGUCGAAUUUUAAAUGUAAAAUUCGAAUUUUAAAUCCCCGAAUCCCGACUGGAAAGGCCACCAGUUUUUAUUUUUUUACGUGAUAUUCGUUCGGAAAUCUGACUAUUAGUGAUUUCGAGUGAAUGAGUGAAAAUGUGUGACAAGUGUACUCAGCGAUAGGAGAGGAUUUUGUGCGUUAUUUCGCAUGUGCUAUGCAUUUCCCGAGGAGUGGAGUUGGAGUAACAUUUGACAGUUGAGUGAAGAGGACGCAAGAUGGCGGAACCGGAGGGGGGAGCGAGCGAGCAGGAUGAUGUUUCAUUCCUGCGUACGGAAGACAUGGUAUGCCUGUCCUGCACGGCUACCGGUGAAAGGGUAUGCCUGGCGGCAGAGGGCUUCGGUAACAGGCACUGCUUCCUCGAGAACAUCGCCGAUAAGAACAUACCGCCCGACCUGUCGCAGUGUGUGUUUGUUAUUGAACAGGCUUUGUCAGUGAGGGCUCUACAGGAAUUGGUGACGGCUGCCGGCUCUGAAACUGGCAAAGACAAUUUAGGCAAAGGUACAGGGUCGGGCCACAGGACCUUGCUUUACGGCAAUGCUAUACUUUUGCGGCAUCUCAACAGUGACAUGUAUCUGGCUUGUCUGUCGACGUCGUCAUCCCAGGACAAGUUGGCUUUCGACGUGGGUCUGCAGGAGCACUCCCAGGGUGAGGCCUGCUGGUGGACACUGCACCCGGCUAGCAAGCAGAGAUCUGAGGGCGAGAAAGUUCGCGUUGGUGACGACCUGAUUCUUGUCUCUGUGGCUACUGAGAGAUACUUGCACACGACAAAGGAGAACGAAGUAUCGAUAGUGAACGCGUCGUUCCACGUGACACACUGGUCGGUGCAGCCCUACGGCACGGGGAUUUCCCGUAUGAAGUACGUCGGCUACGUGUUUGGAGGGGAUGUCCUGCGGUUCUUCCACGGCGGCGACGAGUGUCUCACUAUACCUAGUACUUGGAGCAAAGAUGGCGGAGGGAAUAUCGUAGUCUACGAAGGCGGCUCCGUCAUGUCCCAAGCCCGCUCAUUGUGGCGACUAGAGCUGGCGCGCACCAAGUGGGCGGGCGGGUUCAUCAACUGGUACCACCCGAUGAGGAUCCGGCACAUCACUACCGGCAGAUACCUGGGUGUUAAUGACCAGAACGAACUGUAUUUGAUCAGCAGAGAAGAAGCAACAACAGCUUCUUGCGCUUUCUGCCUGCGGCAAGAGAAAGACGACCAGAAGGUGGUACUAGAAGACAAGGACCUGGAGGUUAUCGGAGCGCCUAUCAUCAAGUAUGGUGACUCCACUGUCAUUGUGCAACAUUCCGAGACUGGGCUGUGGCUUUCUUACAAGUCCUACGAAACAAAGAAGAAAGGCGUGGGUAAGGUGGAAGAGAAGCAGGCUAUUCUCCACGAGGAGGGCAAGAUGGACGACGGCCUGGACUUCUCACGCUCACAGGAGGAGGAGUCACGCACUGCCAGGGUCAUCAGGAAGUGUUCGUCACUCUUCACCAAGUUCAUCAAUGGCCUGGAAACUCUACAAGAGAACCGUCGCCACUCGAUGUUCUUCGCGUCAGUCAACCUCGGAGAGAUGGUGAUGUGUCUCGAGGAUCUGAUUAACUACUUCGCUCAGCCUGAUGAAGAUAUGGAACAUGAAGAGAAACAGAACAAGUUCCGUGCUCUGCGCAACAGACAGGACUUGUUCCAAGAGGAGGGUAUCCUCAACCUGAUCUUAGAAGCCAUUGACAAGAUCAACGUCAUCACAUCGCAAGGGUUCCUAGCAGGGUUCCUAGCUGGGGACGAGUCUGGGCAAAGCUGGGAUAUGAUUUCUGGAUACCUCUAUCAGCUACUUGCCGCAAUAAUCAAGGGAAACCACACGAACUGUGCGCAGUUUGCCAACUCGAACCGCCUCAACUGGUUGUUCUCUCGUCUCGGCUCGCAGGCUUCGGGGGAGGGUACCGGCAUGCUCGAUGUACUGCAUUGCGUGCUGAUAGACUCGCCUGAGGCCUUGAAUAUGAUGCGGGACGAGCACAUCAAAGUUAUCAUCUCGCUCCUCGAGAAGCACGGUCGUGACCCUAAAGUCCUGGACGUGUUGUGCUCUCUGUGUGUCGGUAACGGAGUAGCGGUGCGGUCGUCUCAGAACAACAUUUGUGACUAUCUGCUGCCUGGGAAGAAUCUGCUGUUACAGACGGCAUUGGUGGAUCAUGUGUCCAGUGUCCGUCCAAACAUCUUCGUGGGUCGCGUGGAAGGUUCAGCGGUCUACCAGAAGUGGUACUUCGAGGUCACCAUGGACCACAUUGAGAAGACCACACAUAUGAUGCCGCAUCUACGAAUUGGCUGGGCUAACACUGCUGGGUACGUCCCCUACCCGGGUGGAGGAGAGAAAUGGGGCGGCAAUGGAGUGGGCGACGAUCUGUACUCGUUUGGUUUCGACGGCGCCUACCUGUGGUCCGGAGGGCGCAAGACUGCCGUCAACAGGACACAUGCCGAGGAGCCCUUCAUCAGGAAAGGUGACGUCAUCGGAUGCGCCCUCGACUUGACCGUGCCGAUUAUCAACUUUAUGUUCAACGGCAUAAGGGUCACAGGUUCAUUCACCAACUUCAACUUAGAAGGCAUGUUCUUCCCGGUCAUCAGUUGUUCCAGCAAAUUAAGUUGUCGCUUCCUCCUAGGAGGUGAACACGGUCGACUGCGCUACGCGGCGCCUGAGGGCUACUCCCCGCUAGUAGAGUCUCUAUUACCACAACAGAUACUGAACCUGGAACCUUGUUUCUACUUCGGCAACCUCGCCAAGCGAGCCUUAGCUGGGCCGCCCCUUGUUCAAGACGACACUGCGUUUGUGCCCACUCCUGUUGAUACUAUGUUGAUCACACUGCCGUCGUACGUGGAACAGAUCAGAGACAAGCUAGCAGAGAACAUCCAUGAAAUGUGGGCGAUGAACAAAAUUGAAGCGGGCUGGAUGUACGGUGAUCAACGCGAGGACCUGCACAAGAUCCACCCGUGCCUGGUGCCCUUCGAACGUCUCCCGCCAGCUGAGAAGAGAUACGACAUACAACUUGCUGUGCAGACUCUCAAGACUAUUCUGGCUCUGGGCUACUACAUCAGCCUGGACAAGCCACCGGCGCGUAUCCGUAAUGUUCGCCUGCCCAAUGAACCUUUCAUGCAAUCAAACGGCUACAAACCAGCACCGUUAGAUUUGAGUGCUGUCACCCUAACACCGAAGAUGGAUGAGCUGGUCGACCAGCUAGCAGAGAACACUCACAACCUGUGGGCCAGGGAGCGGAUACAGCAGGGGUGGACUUAUGGCCUUAACGAGGACUCGGACAUGCACCGCUCGCCUCACCUGGUGCCAUACCCGAAGGUGGACGACGCUAUCAAGAAGGCCAACCGCGACACCGCCUCCGAGACCGUGCGCACUCUGCUGGUCUACGGGUACAACUUGGAUCCACCCACCGGGGAACAGCAUGAGGCUUUACUACUGGAGGCGUCAAAACUGAAGCAAGCAGACUUCAGGACAUACAGAGCUGAGAAGAACUACGCAGUCAGUUCUGGCAAGUGGUACUUCGAAUUUGAGAUCCUCACCGCUGGACCGAUGCGGGUCGGCUGGGCCCACGCUGACAUGCCACCAGGAAUGAUGUUGGGCCAAGAUGAAAACUCUUGGGCGUUUGAUGGAUAUAAUGAGGAAAAAGUGUACAGCGGUAACUGUGAGUCGUUCGGGAAGCAAUGGGCCGUUGGCGACGUGGUGGGCGUGUUCCUAGACCUGAUCGAUAAGACGAUAAGUUUCUCGUUAAAUGGAGAGUUGUUGAUGGACGCUCUUGGUGGGGAGACGACGUUCGCUGACGUGCAAGGAGACAACUUUGUACCAGCCUGCACACUUGGUGUUGGGCAGAAAGCCAGAUUAACAUACGGUCAAGAUGUGAACACUCUGAAAUACUUCACAACCUGUGGUCUUCAAGAAGGCUAUGAGCCUUUCUGUGUCAACAUGAAGAGAGACGUGACUCAUUGGUACACCAAGGACCAGCCGAUCUUCGAAAACACUGAUGAGAUGGCUGAUACGAGGAUUGACGUCACCAGGAUACCAGCUGGUUCUGAUACUCCACCGUGUAUGAAGAUCUCACAUAAUACUUUCGAGACCAUGGAAAAGGCUAACUGGGAGUUCCUUCGACUGUCUCUACCUGUGAUAUGCCACGCCCAGUUCAUAGAUGAACAAGAAAAGUCUCGUCGUUGGGUAGAGAUUAAAGAACGCCAGCAGAUCCUCAUGAAGGAAGCGACGGAAGCCCAAAUGCCAGCUCACAUUGACCAGAUCAUGAGGAGUGGAUUCACCAUGAACGAUAUCAAAGGUCUGCACUACGACGAGAAUCAAGAGGAGCCAACUACCUCCAAGAUGAAACGUCAGCCUUCGAGGCCGCCUCGCAAGGGGUCAAUGACCCGGGGGGUCACGAUACAGAAUUACAAUUUGCAACCAGGACAAGUGAAUGGUAUGCACCGGUCAACGAGUGAAGCCGAGAUGGCGAAGUAUGAACUGGGGGCUCAAAGCGUGGCUUCUGAUGAGAAGAAGGACAAGAGAGGACGAUCGCCUUUUAAAUUCUUCAAAAAACGCGGCGAAAGCGGCGAUCGGGCAAAGUCUCGGAAAUCCAAGACGCCAGAUCCGUUCAGUGAUGCUGAGGUGUCUCCAGAAAGAGGCACAAUGAGGCGGCCUAACCCGCAAAUCCGAGUAUCCCAGGCAAAUCAGAGGUAUAACCAGUAUAACGCCAUGCAAACACGACAAAGUCGCGGCAAUGUAUACGAACCACAAAGCCUAACAAACUUGUCCGUGCCAGUACCUUCGCCACAGCAAGACAGGAAACAGAUGACGACCGCCACUCUUGCUCAGUCCACCACAGAGACAAUUGGAAACGAGAUCUUUGACUCGGAGUGUCUGAAGCUCAUCAAUGAGUACUUCUAUGGUGUCAGAAUAUUCCCCGGCCAAGACCCGACCCACGUGUACAUCGGCUGGGUGACCACGCAGUACCACCUGCACUCCAAGGACUUCAACCAGGGCAAGGUCAUGAAGUCUUCCGUUAUCAUCACCGAUGACUACGAUCGGGUUGUUGAGAGUGUAAACCGCCAAUCAUGCUACAUGGUGCGAGCUGACGAGCUGUACAACGAGGUGAUGGCCGAAGCGACGGCUAAGGGCGCCUCACAGGGCAUGUUCAUCGGCUGCUCUGUCGACACCAGCACCGGCAGUGUCUCCUUCACCUGCGAGGGCAAGGACACCACCAUCAAGUUCAAGAUGGAACCAGAGACGAAGCUCUUCCCAGCGAUCUUCGUGGAAGCGACAUCGAAGGAAAUACUUCAGAUCGAAUUAGGUCGCUCGGCCACCAGCCUGCCGCUCAGCGCCGCCGUGCUACCGACCAGUGACAAGCACGUCAUUCCGCAGUUCCCGCCGAGGCUUAAAGUGCAGUGUCUUAAACCGCAUCAGUGGGCUAGAGUGCCGAACCAAUCCCUACAAGUGCACGCUCUGAAAUUGUCCGACAUUCGUGGUUGGUCCAUGCUGUGCGAAGACGCCGUGUCUAUGCUUGCUCUGCACAUACCAGAGGAAGACCGCUGUAUAGACAUCCUGGAGCUGAUUGAAAUGGACAAGCUGCUGAGCUUCCACUCGCACACCCUCACGCUAUACGCUGCUUUGUGCUACCAGAGUAAUUACAGAGCCGCGCACGCGCUAUGCCAACACGUGGACCAGAAACAGCUGUUGUACGCUAUCCAGUCUCAGUACAUGUCCGGACCUCUGCGACAGGGCUUCUACGAUCUUCUCAUCGCCCUGCAUCUGGAGUCACACGCUACCACCAUGGAAGUAUGCAAGAACGAGUUCGUCAUCCCUCUGGGACCGGAGCUGAAGGCUUUGUACGAAGAUCCCGAAAUGGGCCACAGCCUGCGGUCGCUACAGACUGAGAGCGUCCGGCCGCAGAUGAAGAUGACGGAUAUCGCUGAAAACAUAUCGGACAUAAGCAACCUGUACUCGCCCUACUUCCCCCUGGAGGUGGUGCGCGAGUUCGUGAUGCAAGCGUUGGCUGAAGCCGUCGAGACCAACCAGGUGCACAACCGCGACCCUGUAGGAGGCAGCAAUGAGAAUCUAUUCUUGCCUCUAAUCAAGCUCGUAGACCGUCUGCUACUGGUGGGCAUGAUGCGAGAUGAAGAUGUUGAAAAGCUACUCAUCAUGACCAACCCAGAAACCUGGGACCCUACGUUUGAUAAAGAGGGUAAAGACGAGCACCGCAAAGGUCUCCUCCACAUGAAGAUGGCGGAAGGAGCUAAACUUCAGAUGUGCUACCUUCUGCAACACUUGAAUGACAUCCAGCUGCGGCACAGGGUGGAGGCCAUCAUAGCCUUCGCUCAUGAUUUAGUUGGGGAUCUUCAGACUGAUCAGUUGAGACGUUACGUAGAGAUCAAGCAGUCUGAUUUACCCAGCGCAGUGGCCGCUAAGAAGACAAGAGAAUACCGUUGUCCACCGCGAGAGCAGAUGAACGCUAUACUGAGUUUCAAACACAUGGACGAAGAGGACAAAGAGAAUGUCCCAUGCGGCGAGGACCUGAUUGCCAGAAUGAAUGAGUUCCACGGCACGCUGAUGGCGCACGUCUCACUCACCGCGCUGCAGGAACCUGACGGCGAUGAGUCAAAUGAGCCUGCAACGAAACCCGGUGCAUUUGGCAAGCUGUAUAAUAUAAUUAAUACCGUCAAGGAAUUGGAAGAAGAGCCAAAGCCUAUCGAAGAGCCACCAAAGAAGACGCCAGAAGAAAAGUUCCGGAAGGUGCUGAUUCAGACAAUAGUAUGCUGGGCAGAGGAAUCGCAGAUAGAAACUCCCAAACUUGUUAGGGAGAUGUUCAGCCUCCUCGUCCGCCAAUACGACGCUGUUGGCGAACUGAUUCGCGCGUUGGAGAAGACAUACGUGAUCAACUCGAAGACGAAGCAGGACGUGGCGGAGAUGUGGGUCGGCCUCAGCCAGAUACGAGCGCUGCUGCCGGUGCAGAUGAGCCAGGAGGAGGAAGAGCUCAUGAGGAAGAGGCUUUGGAAACUGGUCAACAAUCACACUUUCUUCCAACAUCCUGAUUUAAUUCGUGUUCUCCGCGUGCACGAGAACGUGAUGGCAGUGAUGAUGAACACUCUCGGCCGACGCGCGCAGGCGCAGUCCGACGCCGCGCCCUCUUCGCAGCCCGCCGCCGACGAAGGCAAGGAGAAGGACACAUCUCACGAGAUGGUGGUAGCCUGCUGCCGCUUCCUCUGCUACUUCUGCCGCACGGGCCGUCAGAACCAGAAGGCCAUGUUCGACCACUUCGACUUCCUUCUAGAGAACUCCAACAUUCUGCUGUCUAGACCAUCGUUGAGGGGAUCCACGCCCCUUGAUGUCGCUUACUCUAGUUUGAUGGAGAAUACUGAGCUGGCUCUUGCUCUGAGAGAACACUACCUAGAGAAGAUAGCAGUGUACCUGUCGCGAUGUGGUCUGCAGAGCAACUCUGAGUUGGUAGAGAAGGGAUAUCCCGACCUCGGCUGGGACCCAGUCGAGGGUGAACGAUACCUUGACUUCUUGAGGUUCUGUGUUUGGGUUAACGGCGAAAGCGUAGAAGAGAACGCAAACCUGGUGAUUCGCUUGCUGAUCAGAAGACCAGAGUGCCUCGGCCCCGCGUUGCGAGGCGAAGGCGAGGGUCUGCUCAAGGCAAUAGUGGAUGCCAAUAAGAUGAGUGAAAGGAUCGCUGAUCGGAGGAAGCUCAGGGAGAUGGAGCAAGAAGGGGAUGUUACCUUCAGCCACCCACUACCGGAGUCAGAUGACGAUGAAGAUUACAUUGACACCGGCGCAGCCAUCCUCAACUUCUACUGCACGCUCGUCGACCUACUGGGGCGGUGUGCGCCUGAUGCUGCUGUUAUCGCUCUGGGCAAGAACGAGUCUCUCCGAGCGCGCGCCAUCUUGCGGUCGCUGGUGCCACUAGAAGAUCUGCAAGGAGUGCUCAGUCUAAGAUUCACGCUCAACAACCCAGCCAUGGGGGAGGAGAGACCUAAGUCAGAUAUGCCAUCGGGGCUAAUCCCGGGCCACAAGCAGAGCGUGGGUCUUUUCCUGGAGAGAGUAUACGGCAUAGAGACCCAAGAACUGUUCUACAGACUGCUGGAGGAGGCAUUUCUUCCCGAUCUGAGGGCUGCAACUAUGUUGGAUAGAAACGACGGCUGUGAGUCUGACAUGGCUCUGUCCAUGAACCGCUACAUCGGCAACUCGAUCCUGCCGCUGCUCAUUAAGCACGCGUACUUCUACAACGAGGCGGAAAACUACGCCAGUCUACUCGACGCCACGCUGCAUACUGUUUACAGGUUGUCAAAGAACCGCAUGCUAACAAAGGGUCAGCGUGAGGCCGUUUCAGACUUCUUGGUGGCUCUGACCUCGGCAAUGCAACCCGCCAUGUUGCUGAAGUUGUUAAGGAAACUCACUGUGGACGUGUCUCAGUUAUCCGAGUACACCACUGUUGCUUUGCGGCUUCUAACCCUCCACUACGAGCGUUGCGCGAAGUACUACGGCAGCACCGGCGCAGGCGGCGGCGUAUACGGCGCGUCCUCUGAUGAGGAGAAGCGUCUAACCAUGAUGCUGUUCUCAAACAUCUUCGACUCGUUGAGCAAGAUGGACUAUGAACCCGAGUUGUUCGGGAAGGCAUUGCCUUGUCUCAUUGCUAUUGGUUGUGCUCUGCCACCGGACUACUCGUUGUCUAAGAACUAUGAUGACGAAUUCUACGGGAAAGAACCGCAAUCCACCGGUGGUCCAGACAACCCCCAGUACGACCCGCAGCCCAUCAACACGACGUCAGUGGCUCUCAACAACGAUCUCAACACUAUUGUGCAGAAGUUCUCAGAACAUUAUCACGACGCUUGGGCCUCCAGAAAAAUCGAGAAUGGCUGGGUGUAUGGUGAAUCUUGGUCUGAUAGCCAAAAGAGUCAUCCUCGUUUGAAACCCUACAAUAUGCUCAAUGACUAUGAGAAAGAGCGCUACAAAGAGCCUGUUCGCGAGUCCCUGAAGGCUCUGCUUGCUAUCGGCUGGUCGGUGGAGCAUUCCGAGGUGGACAUCCCCAGCACCAACCGCAGCUCCAUGAGAAGACAGUCCAAAUCUGGCGGGCAGCGCCCUACCGAUAUAGUGACGGACUCGGCGACUCCGUUCAACUACAACCCACACCCUGUGGACAUGACCAACUUGACACUGUCGAGAGAGAUGCAGAACAUGGCUGAGAGACUCGCGGAAAACGCUCAUGACAUCUGGGCGAAGAAGAAGAAAGAAGAGUUGGUUACUAACGGAGGAGGAAUCCACCCACAACUGGUACCAUACGACCUUCUCACCGACAAGGAAAAGAAGAAGGAUCGAGAACGUUCUCAGGAAUUCCUGAAGUACCUUCAAUACCAAGGAUACAAGCUGCAUCGACCUUCGAAAGCCUCCCAGAGUGACACGGAACAGACCACUGCGGGCGUGGCAAUAGAGCUCAGAUUCGCUUACUCAUUGUUGGAGAAACUCAUCCAGUAUAUCGAUAGAGCUACUAUCAAUAUGAAGCUGUUGAAACCUUCUACGACGUUCAGUAGAAGGUCUAGUUUUAAAACUAGCACGAGGGAUAUUAAGUUCUUUUCUAAGGUGGUUCUCCCACUAAUGGAGAAGUACUUCUCAACGCAUCGCAACUACUUCAUAGCGGUAGCAACUGCGACCAACAACGUCGGCGCAGCCAGUUUGAAAGAGAAAGAGAUGGUUGCAGCUCUGUUCUGCAAACUGGCUAGCUUGUUGAGAUCUCGAUUAGCGGCAUUCGGGCCAGAUGUCCGAAUCACAGUGCGCUGCCUGCAAGUCCUGGUGAAGGGUAUAGACGCCAAGUCCCUGGUCAAGAACUGCCCCGAGUUCAUCCGAACUUCAAUGCUGACAUUCUUCAACAAUGUCGCUGAUGACCUCGGGCAUACCAUACUUAAUUUGCAGGAGGGUAAAUACGCGCACCUGCGAGGCACACAUCUGAAAACCUCCACCUCCCUCGGCUACAUCAACGGCGUGGUGUUGCCAGUACUCACUUCCAUGUUCGACCACCUCGCCAACUGCGAGUACGGGGCGGAUCUGCUUUUGGAUGAGAUCCAAGUGGCGUCUUACAAGAUGUUGGGGUCAUUGUACGCUCUGGGCACGGACGCGACUCUCACGCACGACAGGAAGUACCUCAAGACGGAGAUCGAGAGGAACAAGCCCGCUUUGGGAUCCUGUCUUGGAGCGUUCAGCUCGACGUUCCCGGUGGCGUUCCUGGAACCGCAUCUCAACAAACAUAACCAGUUCUCACUGCUCAACCGAAUCGCUGACCACUCCUUGGAGGCUCAAGAUAUAAUGGCCAAGAUGGAGCAAUCAAUGCCAACUCUAGAAACGAUCCUGGGUGAAGUGGACCAGUUUGUCGAGUCAGACAAGACGUACACUGACGCACCGCACAUUAUUGAUGUGGUGCUGCCUCUGCUGUGCUCGUAUCUUCCGUUCUGGUGGGCUCAGGGUCCUGACAAUGUUACGCCCACUGCUGGAAACCACGUCACCAUGGUAACAGCUGAACACAUGAACCAGCUUCUGAAGAACGUCCUAAAGUUAAUCAAGAAAAACAUUGGCAAUGAAAGCGCUCCCUGGAUGACACGCAUCGCCACAUACACCCAGCAAAUAAUCAUCAAUAGCUCAGAGGAGCUCCUGAGGGAUUCCUUCCUUCCUCUUGCUGAGAGGGUGAGAAAGAGGACCGAUAAUAUGUUCCAUAAGGAGGAGAGCUUGAGAGGAUUUAUCAAGUCUUCAACUGACGACACGUCGCAAGUAGAGUCGCAGAUACAAGAAGACUGGCAGCUGUUAGUGAGGGACAUCUACUCCUUCUACCCGCUGCUUAUCAAGUACGUCGACUUGCAAAGGAACCAUUGGCUCAGGAACAAUGUACCAGAGGCGGAAGAACUGUACAACCAUGUGGCUGAGAUAUUCAACAUCUGGUCUAAGAGUCAGUACUUCUUGAAGGAGGAACAGAACUUCAUAUCGGCGAAUGAAAUCGACAAUAUGGUGCUAAUCAUGCCUACAGCUACUCGAAGAGUCACCACUGUGGUCGAUGGUACACCGCAGGGUGGUGGCAAGAAAAAGAAGAAGCACCGUGACAAGAAGCGAGACAAGGAUAAAGAAGUGCAAGCGUCGCUGAUGGUGGCGUGUUUGAAGAGGUUGCUGCCAGUUGGACUUAACCUGUUUGCCGGUCGCGAGCAGGAGCUCGUGCAGCACUGCAAGGACCGCUUCUUGAAGAAAAUGUCCGAGCAAGAUGUCUCCGAAUUCGCUAAAACCCAGCUGACUCUACCGGACAAGAUAGACCCUGCUGAUGAGAUGUCGUGGCAACACUACUUGUACAGCAAACUGGGGUCGAAGAGCAAGACCGCGAUAGCCGUGGAGACAGCUGAGAACAAAGCCAAGAUUAUUGAUGAUACGGUCGAGAGGAUCGUCGCUAUGAGCAAGGUCUUAUUUGGGUUGCAUAUGAUCGACCAUCCUCAACAAAUGAGUAAGAAAGCGUAUCGCUCCGUCGUGUCUAUUCAGAGGAAGAGAGCGGUCAUAGCUUGCUUUAGACACACACCUAUACAUUCCUUACCAAGACAUCGCGCUUGCAACAUCUUCGCCCGCACUUACUACGAACUGUGGCUGCAAGAGGAGAAUGUGGGACAAGAAGUCAUGAUUGAAGAUCUUACUCAAUCGUUCGAAGAUGCAGAACUGAAGAAGAGCGACGUGGUAGAAGAAGAAGGGAAACCCGAUCCUCUGACACAGCUGGUGACCACAUUCUGUCGAGGAGCUAUGACAGAGCGUUCGGGGGCGUUACAGGAGGAUCCCCUCUACAUGUCGUACGCGUUCAUUAUCGCGAAAUCUUGCGGCGAGGAGGAGGAGGAAGGUGGCGGUGAGGAGGAAGAAGGUGGUGGGGAGCCUGAGGCCGAGGAUGAAGGGGGGGCUAGUAUACACGAACAAGAGAUGGAGAAACAGAAACUCCUCUUCCACCAAGCUCGUUUAGCAGACCGGGGAGUAGCAGAGAUGGUGUUACUGCACAUCUCCGCAUCCAAGGGGGUCCCCAGCGAGAUGGUGAUGAAGACUCUACAACUGGGCAUCUCUAUACUGAGGGGCGGUAACAUUGAUAUUCAAAUGGGUAUGCUGAACCACCUGAAAGACAAGAAGGAUGUGGGCUUCUUCACCUCGAUAGCUGGGCUCAUGAACUCUUGCUCCGUGCUCGAUCUGGACGCCUUCGAGAGGAACACCAAGGCUGAGGGUCUCGGUGUGGGCCUGGAAGGCGCGGCCGGUGAGAAGAACAUGCAUGAUGCAGAGUUUACCUGCGCGUUAUUCCGGUUUAUACAGCUCACUUGUGAAGGCCAUAACUUGGAAUGGCAGAACUACCUCCGUACCCAGGCCGGUAACACGACGACGGUGAACGUCGUCAUCUGCACGGUCGAUUACUUGCUGCGGUUGCAAGAAUCCAUCAUGGACUUCUACUGGCACUACUCCAGCAAGGAACUAAUCGACCCGGCCGGCAAAGCCAACUUCUUCAAGGCAAUCGGAGUGGCCUCGCAAGUGUUCAACACACUUACUGAGGUCAUCCAGGGACCUUGUACGCAGAAUCAACAAGCUUUGGCGCAUUCCAGGUUAUGGGACGCGGUAGGCGGUUUCCUCUUCCUUUUCUCGCACAUGCAAGACAAGCUGUCGAAGCACUCCUCGCAAGUGGACUUGUUGAAAGAACUGCUCAACCUUCAGAAGGACAUGAUCACCAUGAUGCUGUCUAUGCUUGAAGGAAACGUUGUUAAUGGUACAAUCGGCAAACAGAUGGUGGACACUCUAGUAGAAUCCGCAUCCAACGUAGAGCUGAUCCUCAAAUACUUCGACAUGUUCCUCAAGCUGAAAGACCUCACGUCCAGCCCCAGUUUCCAGGAGAUUGAUGGAAACAAUGAUGGAUGGGUGCUGCCCAAAGACUUCCGCGAGAAGAUGGAGCAACAGAAGAGUUAUACGCCCGAAGAGAUAGAGUUCUUGCUGGCGUGCUGUGAGACCAACCACGACGGGAAACUGGAUUACAUCGGCUUCUGCGACCGGUUCCACGAGCCCGCGAAGGAGAUCGGGUUCAAUCUCGCUGUGCUGCUCACCAACUUAUCCGAGCAUAUGCCUAAUGAACCCAGGUUGGCUCGUUUCCUAGAGACCGCUGGUUCGGUCCUGAACUACUUCGAGCCCUUCCUGGGUCGUAUCGAGAUCAUGGGCGGCUCGAAGCGCAUCGAGCGAGUAUACUUCGAGAUCAAGGAGUCCAACAUCGAGCAGUGGGAGAAGCCGCAGAUUAAGGAAUCGAAACGCGCGUUCUUCUACAGCAUAGUAACUGAAGGUGGUGACAAAGAGAAGUUGGAGGCUUUCGUAAACUUCUGUGAAGACGCUAUCUUUGAAAUGACGCACGCUUCCGGCCUGAUGGCGGCUUCCGAGGAGUCCGCCGGAGGACCCAAGAAUAGGGAGGCCGCUUACAUGUACAUGGGCGAUGAUGAUGAUGAACGUGGCAAAGAUCCAUUCCGGCGCGGUCUUCAAUCGGUAAAGGACGGCAUUUCCACGGCAUUCUCGUCUCUAUCACCUUCGAACAUAAAGCAGAAAAUCGGAGAUCUACAACAGAUGCCACCAGCUGAAUUGGCAGUUGGUUUCUUCAAGAUGUUCUUCUAUAUGUUCUACUACUUGGGAUAUGGCGUAUUGGUUGUUGUUAGGUAUAUAUUCGGCGUACUCCUCGGCUUGAUGCGAGGUCCUCAGUUGGACGAACCGCCACCAGAACCGACGGAGGAGGAGAAAAUUGGUCAGUUGAAGCUCAGAUUGCUCACACAGUCAAGUCCAACAAGACAUCUACCAGCGUUACCACCGGCGGAUGACACGGGACAAAUACCUUCUGCAUUCGGCUUGGAUAUCACUAAAGAAGAUAAUGGACAGAUACAAGUGAAGCCCCACGAGUCACCAAGUACAUCAUCACCGUCAUCCGGCGAGGAGGCAGAGGUGUCACCGGACGAGGGAGCCGAGCAAACCGUAGAACAACAACCGCCCUCACUCAUUGACUUGUUGGGCGGUGAGCAAGCGAAGGCGCAAGCACAGGAAAGGAUGGAAGCCCAGGCCGUACAACAGGCCGCCAUGUCUGCUAUUGAGGCUGAAAGCAAAAAGGCCGUGCAAGUGCCCGCGCCGUCAGCGUUGUCCUCAAUAGACCUCUCGCAGUACACACGCCGAGCAGUCUCGUUCCUCGCCAGAAACUUCUACAACCUGAAGUACGUCGCGCUCGUGCUGGCUUUCUGUAUCAACUUCGUGCUGCUGUUUUAUAAGGUGUCUACCCUGGAAGAGGAGGGCGGCGAAGGUUCCGGUCUGGGAGAUCUCAUCAGCGGAUCAGGAUCUGGUCAAGGAGGGUCAGGGUCCGGAAGUGGGGAUGGUGGUAGCGGCGAGUCAGGCGAAGACGAUGAACCGUUAGAAGUGGUACAUAUAGAUGAAGACUUCUUCUACAUGGAGCAUGUGAUCAAAAUAGCUGCAGGACUCCACUCUAUAGUGUCGCUCGCCAUUCUCAUCGGUUACUACCAUCUGAAGGUGCCGCUAGCUAUCUUCAAACGCGAGAAGGAGAUCGCUCGUAAGCUGGAAUUCGACGGCCUAUACAUCGCCGAGCAGCCUGAGGACGACGACCUGAAGAGCCACUGGGACAAACUCGUCAUAUCCGCCAAAUCGUUCCCAGUGAACUAUUGGGAUAAGUUCGUGAAGAAGAAAGUUCGCGCGAAGUAUUCGGAGACCUACGACUUCGAUUCCAUAUCUAACAUGCUUGGCAUGGAGAAGACAUCGUUCACGGCUCAAGAAGAUGGAAGUACCAAGGGUUUUUUCCAUUACAUAAUCAACAUCGACUGGCGCUACCAGGUGUGGAAGGCGGGUGUGACAUUCACCGACAACUCGUUCCUCUAUUCUCUAUGGUACUUCAGCUUCUCCGUGAUGGGCAACUUCAACAACUUCUUCUUCGCCGCUCAUCUGCUGGACGUCGCUGUCGGAUUCAAGACUCUGAGGACCAUCUUGCAGUCUGUCACGCAUAACGGGAAACAGCUGGUGUUAACAGUGAUGUUGCUGACUAUCAUAGUGUACAUCUACACUGUGAUCGCGUUCAACUUCUUCCGCAAGUUCUACGUGCAAGAAGAGGAUGACGAGGUCAACCGGAACUGUCACGACAUGCUCACGUGCUUCGUAUUCAACUUGUACAAGGGCGUGCGCGCAGGCGGAGGCAUCGGCGACGAGCUGGAGCCCCCCGACGGAGACGACUCCGAGGUGUACCGCAUCAUCUUCGACAUCACCUUCUUCUUCUUCAUCAUCGUCAUCCUGCUCGCCAUCUUGCAGGGUCUGAUCAUCGACGCUUUCGGAGAGCUUCGUGAUCAGUUGGAGUCGGUAAAAGAGGACAUGGAGUCCAACUGCUUCAUAUGUGGCAUUGGAAAAGACUACUUUGAUAAGGUGCCACAUGGGUUCGACACCCAUGUGGCCAGAGAACAUAAUUUAGCCAACUACAUGUUCUUCCUCAUGCAUCUUAUAAACAAACCGGACACGGAAUAUACAGGUCAAGAGACGUACGUGUGGAAUAUGUAUACGCAGCGGUGUUGGGACUUCUUCCCAGUGGGAGACUGCUUCAGGAAACAAUAUGAAGACGCUAUGGGCGAGUAGACGGACACAGGCUACUGCAUGCAACCCUGUCGCAUUUACAUAUUUGGCAUUUAAUAAGACAUUUGUUUCGAUCUGUCAAAUAUGUUAAUGCGACAUGGUUCUAAAGUAGGUGGUAGCAGGGUGUAAGGAGGUGGCUGUAGGUUGGUGGUGGGUAGUAGAUGGUUCUUGUUUGUGUGACAUAUAAACAUAUAAUUAUUGCGUGUAGGGAUGUACUUUGUUCACUAGAUCGGUCACCAACGACUAAGUAUUUUUAUAUAUAUAGGUACCUAUUUAGAUUUUUCAGAAAUUAAAAGCUUUUUACUUCUCAUACCUUUUAUAAGAAAGAAGGUGUAGUUCUUAAAUUAAAUAAAAAAAGUACUUUAGAGCUCAGAGAAUAAUUAUGUGUUCUCUAUUCAAAUAAAUAAAUAUAUUAUAUUUCCUUUUAAUUAAAAAGGUCUUUCGUCUCAAUGACGCCAUCUAGUGAGCAAGCUCUGUAACUCCCUUUUCUAUCGACAUCAUAAUACUACCCAACCCCGCGCCCCGAACGUCUUUUCGAGCGGCGACAGCGCCAAAACCAGGGGGCCUAUGCCCCGAAGGUGUCUCGUCGCGGGCGAAACCGUGUGUGACGACAACCACACGACAUAAUACUAGUAAAUACAUGAGAUCAAUCGUUUAAAAGAUUGUAGGUACUUAAUAUGCAUUAUAUGUAGAUCGUUUGAGCAAUGUUAAUGUUUUGACAAACUAUUUACGAAGUGUAUGGAACGGAGAGUACAAAAGAGAAUACAGUCCAUAUGUAUGUUGUAUAGAAGGUUUAAUUUAAAAUGGCAAUUUAGUAAAUUCCAUUGCUCAAAAUAACACCAAAUUAGAAUAUUAAAUGUUUUAUUUCGGUUUGUAUAAAUAUAUAAAAAUUCAAUAAAUUUUGAACAUUUAAUAAUAAUUCCUUUCUUCUCAAGAUUCUCCAUAGAGUUUAAAAUAAAUAGCUUUGAAAGUUUAAACUUAUCAAAGAUUUAUAAACGAACUAAUAAUAUAUAGAUUAUAAAUAAAUACUUUUUCUAUUUUACUUCUUAAGUAUAAUUGUAAAAGUAAUAAUUAAGGUGGCCUUUCCAAGUAAACUUUUCUAU
Pectinophora gossypiella (pink bollworm) is the source of this 16808-nucleotide messenger RNA. RefSeq names its product ryanodine receptor (gene RyR). Bases 280 to 15708 code for a protein of 5142 amino acids. The record is from RefSeq and is a predicted model, not a curated record. Gene Ontology annotation, biological process: intracellular calcium ion homeostasis; calcium ion transmembrane transport. Gene Ontology annotation, cellular component: sarcoplasmic reticulum membrane; sarcolemma; Z disc. The transcript is spliced from 113 exons. Gene Ontology annotation, molecular function: ryanodine-sensitive calcium-release channel activity; protein binding. NCBI's taxonomy places the organism in Eukaryota, Metazoa, Arthropoda, Insecta, Lepidoptera, Gelechiidae.